Trypanosoma theileri is the source of this 1467-nucleotide messenger RNA. Its product is annotated as putative DnaJ chaperone protein. The coding region runs from base 1 to 1467 and encodes 488 amino acids. The record is from RefSeq and is a predicted model, not a curated record. The transcript has a single exon. Lineage: Eukaryota; Euglenozoa; Kinetoplastea; Trypanosomatida; Trypanosomatidae.
AUGGAUUAUUACGAAAUUCUUGAGGUUUCCCGUGAUGCGACACCGGAACAGAUACGCAGCAGUUAUCAUCGACUUGCCUUGCGUUAUCAUCCCGACAAGGCCGGUCCAGAAGGCGCGGAAAGAUUUAAGGAAAUACAUGAAGCCUAUGAAGUGCUCUCAUCACCUGAGAAAAGACAGAUGUACGAUAUGUACGGUAAUGUGGCUGGUGAUGAGUUGACACAGAUGUUUGGAAAUACUAGCCCUUUUAUAGGCUUGCUUGUAUUAUUGUUUUUUGCUCUCUUGAUUGUAAUAUUAUGCAUUAUAUUCUCUGCAUUUAUCGCAGCGUAUGUGGAUGGACGUCUAAGAUCCCGUGAUGUUAGUACCGUGGAUGAUCAUAGCCGAGCCUACUGGAACUAUGUGAAGGUGUUUUCACCAAUAUUUAUAAUAGAUAUCCUUAUAGGUAUUCCGGCAUUAUGGAUGUUCCUCUUUUCACUCUGUGCCUGUUCAAGAGUGUUAUUUUUAAAUAGUGCAAUAACGCUUUGUUGCAUUGUUUUGUCUAUUAUUAUCCCUGUGGUAAAGGAUGCAAACGAUAUGAAGACAUUGCGUGGUGAAACUGAUUUCCGUUUAUGGCACGUUUGGCUUGUACCAAUGUAUAUUGCCAUGAUUCUGUUUGUGAUAAGAUGUGUUGUUGCAUUUCCGAGUAAAGCUCUGUAUGAACGCCUAGUUUCAAGGCAGAUGGAGUGGCUUUGGAAAUGUGUAAAAAUAGAGUAUGUGUUCUCUAUUCUACGUUGUUUGCCUAUGAUGGUUUUCUGCGCUCUCAUCGCAUGCCGUGCUGAUGAUGUGAUUACAACGAAUUACUUUGUGGUGGUGGGUAUGCCCUUUUUUGUGUGGGCUUUUCUUGUUGUUGUGGACGCCGCAAUAUGUAAGAUACUUCUUUACAAACGAAAAGAAAUUGUCUCGACUAUUACUCUCAGUGCUUCCAUACUAAUGCUAUUUCUUCUUAUUACGGUUGGAUUGGUGUCAAAGCGACUAAACGAUGUUAGUCGUGUUCAUAGUGGUGGUGGUGGGAGUGUCCUUUCACUAGGCCGUGCCCUCAUCCCAGUGUAUAUAUUUCUUGGUCUUUUGUUUUUAGUAAUUUUCAUUAUGAUAUUUCAAAUAAUCUCUCUUUACCUACUAUAUAUCUCCAGUGUGGCAGAUCCCAACCCCGAUGGUGCACCUGAGGCUGAGGACACACACUCAAAUAGUGCGAUGAGGCAAGAUGGUGAAGAAACUCAAGAUGAGGCUCACAAUCGAUCUCAGCACGAUAACAAUGAUAUUUCAGAUGUGCAUCAUGACAGUGAAACAGUACCUUUAAUUGAGGAUAAUCAUAACAAUGAAGCUAAUUAUAACUCUGUAGAUGAACAGGGAGCAGAGAGGAGUGGCCAGCCCUCAAGGGAACAAGAAGGGCGUCCUGUAACUCCUCAACGUCGACUCUCCGAUAUCGAUUAA